This is a messenger RNA of Macrosiphum euphorbiae (potato aphid), 1476 nucleotides long. The record is from the annotation of a GenBank genome assembly. NCBI's taxonomy places the organism in Eukaryota, Metazoa, Arthropoda, Insecta, Hemiptera, Aphididae.
AUGUCCAACAUGAGUUUCAAUUUCGGGACACCCAAAACCACAAAUCAGCCAUUCAGUCCAAUGUUUACGAUGACUACACCAGCUGCCAAUACUCCUUGGGGAUCCACUCAAGCUCCAGCUGGUUUUUCAUUGGGUGGUACCACACAAGCAACAACUGGUUUCUCGUCGGGUGUUACAAACCAACCAUCUACUAGCAUCUCAUUGGGAGCAACUCCAGCACCUACUGGAUUCUCGUUAGCUACAACUCAAGCAUCUAAUGUUUUUUCAUUGGGCACAAAUCCAACAUCAACGCCUUUCUCUUUGGGUGCAACUCCAACUGUUUCUACUGGUUUCCCAUUAGCUAGUACCACCCAAGCACCUACUGGUUUCUCAAUGGGCACUACACAAGCACCUACUGGUUUCUCCUUAGUUACAACUCAAACAUCGGCUGCCUUACCACAGGCCACAACUCAAGUUUCAAAUGUUUUUUCAUUGGGCACAAAUCAAACAUCGAUGCCUUUCUCUUUGGGUGCAACUCCAACUGUUUCUACUGGUUUCCCAUUAGCUAGUACCACUCAAGCACCUACUGGUUUCUCAAUGGGCACUACACAAGCACCUACUGGUUUCUCCUUAGUUACAACUCAAACAUCUGCUGCCUUACCACAGGCCACAACUCAAGUAUCAAAUGUUUUUUCAUUGGGCACAAAUCAAACACCAACGCCUUUCUCUUUAGGUACAUCUCCAGCAGUUCCUACUGGUUUCUCAUUAGGCACAACAAGCACUACUGGAUUUUCAUUGAGCUCUUCUGGAACAACCACAGCCCAAGCUACUACAAUCCAAACUACUGCAGCAAUUACUACACAAGCUCUACCUAUUACAUCUCAAUCAGAUAGUCAAUCCAGUGCAGUUCAACCGACUAAUUUCCAACAGCUUAUUGAUUUAAUUAACAACUGGACUGUCAGUUUAGAAAAUCAAGAAAAACAAUUUCUUAAUCAAGCAAAUGAAAUAACCGUUUGGGAUAAUAUGUUGACAAAUCAAUCUACUAAAUUGGUAAAACUAUAUGAUAUUCUGGAGCAAAAAGAAAAAGAACAAGUAGAUAUUGAAAAUGAACUCGACUUCUUGUUAUCCCAACAAAAAGAACUCGAAGAUUGUUUAGUUCCACUAGAACAAGAAUUACAAUCUGCUGAAGUAUUAAGUAGCUUGAACAAUGAAAGAGAACCAAUAUAUAAAGCGGCUCAAGAAAUCGAUAACCAAGUAAAACAAAUGUCAGGGGAUAUAAAAGAAAUAGUUAACAAUUUAAAUAAAGCCAACUCGAAAAAAGAUUCUGAUGAUGAUUUGGAUACUAUUUGUCGAAUAUUGAACUGUCAUAUGACAGCAUUACAGUACAUAGAGCACAAUGCUGAAAAUUUAAGUGCAAUGGUAUCUGAAGUGAAUGAAGAACAUUCCCGUUUCUUAACUGCUGCUAAUGAUAACUCUUUUAUAUCUUUUAGGAAAUAA